Messenger RNA from Nasonia vitripennis (jewel wasp), 1514 nucleotides. Its product is annotated as 26S proteasome non-ATPase regulatory subunit 8. Bases 547 to 1344 code for a protein of 265 amino acids. Gene Ontology annotation, cellular component: proteasome regulatory particle; nucleus; cytosol. NCBI's taxonomy places the organism in Eukaryota, Metazoa, Arthropoda, Insecta, Hymenoptera, Pteromalidae. The record is from RefSeq and is a predicted model, not a curated record. Gene Ontology annotation, biological process: proteasome-mediated ubiquitin-dependent protein catabolic process. The transcript is spliced from 3 exons.
AGGGAUUUGCCUAAAAGUAACAAUCUUUGAUGAGAUACAUCUAUACCCAAACGUUCUUCGAUUUUUUGCUUUACCUGUAGCACAGUAUCUGUGGGCAGUACCUGCUCAAAUAAAAAGUUUACAAAAAUAAUUGAAAAGUUCCAUUAUCAUUUUAAUUUUCAUAAGGAUUAACAAAAUCAAGACUCACAUCAAAGACAUGUUCUUCCCCCAAUAAAACCUUAACAUGGAUUUUCAUAUUUGCUAUCUUCUGUUGUACAGUUUUGGUGAAAAAUUCUACUAAUUAAGCAAUUAAUCUAAACGGUAAUAGAAUACGAAAAAUAGUCUAAACUCGCUAAAUAACAUUAGGAUAAUCUACAUUUUUUCUUUAAAAAAGGUUAGAAUCCCGAUGAUUCGACAUAUACUGUACAUCGUGCUGUAUACCGAAGUUCGAAACCAUUCCGAAAUUUGCCGAAAAUAGUGAGCUCAGAAAGUGCUCACGACAACUGACGAACUUCACGUCAGAUCAGAAGGACUCGGUCAGCGGUCUGCUUUGAAAAACAUUCGACAAUGGCGGCACUGAAAGAGGUAGUUAAUAAAGCUCAAAUUUUGAAGCAAGAAUGGGCGAAAACACCGUGCAACUUCAAUAAAUGCGGAGAGCUCUUGAAUCAGCUCAAAAUUGCACUUACAAGUUUAACGUUUUUGCCAACAAAGGACACUGCCUCGGAAGAAGAAUUGUUGAUAGCUCGCGAUGUUCUUGAGAUUGGAGCACAAUGGAGCAUAGCUACUGAAGAUAUCCCUUCAUUUGAGCGUUAUAUGGCACAACUCAAAAGCUACUACUUUGAUUACAAGUCUAGUCUACCAGAAUCUGCAUACAAAUACCAGCUAUUAGGACUGAAUCUUCUGUUCUUAUUGUCACAAAACAGAGUAGCAGAAUUCCACACUGAAUUGGAGCUUCUACCAGUAGAGUGCAUUCAGUCUAACAUCUAUAUCAGACAUCCCCUAAGUCUGGAACAGUAUUUGAUGGAAGGCUCUUAUAACAAAAUUUUCCUUGCCAAGGGUAAUGUACCAGCAGCUUCUUACAACUUCUUCAUUGAUAUUUUGUUAAACACUGUCAGAGAUGAAAUUGGAGCAUGUAUGCAAAGUGCUUUUGACAAAAUCUCAGUGAAGGAUGCUGCUCGCAUGCUGAAUUUGAAUUCAGAAAAAGAAACUCUGCAGUUCUGUAACAAAAAGAAGUGGCAUAUCUCAAAAGAUGGUUACUUUCACUUUGGAACUCCAAAUGAAAAGAAAAUUGAGGAGCCUAUUCCUAGUUCUCAACUGGUGACUUUAGCAAUAGAUUAUGCACGAGAGUUAGAAAUGAUUGUUUAAAAGGAAAAUUUUUGUAAUCGUUUGUUAAAUAUAAAAUUAUAAGAAUAUAAACAGGCGUUUUUUGUAAAAAUUUGUCAUAUUGACAAAUGAUUGCAUUGCAAUCCUAAAAAAAAAAUUGUAAUCAAUAAAAGAAAAUAUGGCAAAUAAAUGCAUAUUAACUUAUAAAAAUA